AUGAGGAGCCAAGAGGCUGGCUGGGCGCCCCUAAAGCCAGGAAUAGUUGCCACUGAUGAUUGUGGCCUGUGGUCAGCACAGUCUGUUAGACUCUUUCUCUUGUCUGAGGCUCAGAGAGGGCAGUGGUGUGCCCAAGGCUGUACAGCAUCUGUCCUCCUGGCCAGCCCCAGGGCCGUGACACCUGUGGCACAGAGUGGUGCUCUGGGCUCCUCCUUACCCAGCCCCACAGGAACAAACCCAGGCUCUGUUCUACUACCCCCGCCCCCAAAUAACAGAGCCGACCCCUCUCUCACUGAAACCACACUCACUGGUACAGAACCAAGAGGCAACGAACAGAGAAAAUACCUGGCAGAGGCACCCAGCAAGCCCCACAUCCUGGUCCUACAGUUGUUCUCCCAAGGCCACAAUCAGGUGAAGCCCGAGGUCCUCAGCCACCCGGAGCAGUUCUCUCUCAUCUACGCAGCACACCCCUUCAUCGUGCCUGGGGGGCGCUUCACCGAAUUCUACUACUGGGACUCCUACUGGGUGAUGGAAGGGCUGCUCCUCUCCGAGAUGCCCGGGACGGUGAAGGGCAUGCUGCAGAACUUCCUGGAGCUGGUGCGAAUCUACGGCCACGUCCCGAACGGGGCCCGCGUGUACUACCUGCAGCGGAGCCAGCCCCCGCUCCUGACCCUCAUGAUGGACCGCUACGUGAGCCACACCAACGACACGGCCUUCCUCCGGGACAGCAUCGGGACCCUGGCCUUGGAAUUGGACUUCUGGACGCAGAACAGGAUCGUCUCUGUGAGCUCGGGGGGGAAGAGCUACGUCCUGAAUCACUACGCCGUCCCUUAUGGGGGACCCAGGUAAGGAGCUGCCUGCCAGCCUCUCAGGCUCCUGCUGUUCACCUGGUUUGAGGGCCAGGGACGGACCCCGGCUCUCGGAGGCUGAUGCUGAGGAGGUGGGUGCCCAUGGAAGCCCUGGGGGCAGGGUGGCCCCAUGCUGGCACAGGUCUCCUGGCUCCCUGCUCCCCAGCGAGGCUGCAUAAGGACACAGGAAGGCUGCUGAAGAAACUUGUCCCGAGGUAUUGGCGAGGCAGUGGCUGCGGCCCUCCUGUCCUCGGCCAUCCCUGGGGCAGGAGAGGCCCCAGAGGACAGAGACACCAGGACUGGGGGCUGGGGCCUGUGGGGACGGCAGCGGUGGGAGAGCUCUGUUCUGGCAAGAGGGGGGUGCUGGCACAGUGAGGACCGGGAGAACAGCAGACCAGGAAGACCACUGUGGGGGCUUUGCGGCUUUGCAGCUUGGCCACCAGCCGGCAGCACCCCCUGGUCCUCCCAAGGCGAGACCCACCUGCGGGCCAAGGCUUAGAGGAGACAAGGAGCCUCGAGACCCCUCCCGCUGCUCGCCUG
Molecule: messenger RNA, 1388 nt
Organism: Canis lupus familiaris (dog)
Lineage: Eukaryota; Metazoa; Chordata; Mammalia; Carnivora; Canidae
Product: trehalase-like
Exons: 6
Coding region: 1-849 (282 amino acids)
Biological process (GO): trehalose catabolic process
Molecular function (GO): alpha,alpha-trehalase activity
Source: RefSeq, a predicted model, not a curated record